Molecule: messenger RNA, 1126 nt
Organism: Poecile atricapillus (Black-capped chickadee)
Lineage: Eukaryota; Metazoa; Chordata; Aves; Passeriformes; Paridae
Product: nucleoporin NUP42-like
Exons: 5
Coding region: 320-985 (221 amino acids)
Cellular component (GO): nuclear envelope
Molecular function (GO): nuclear export signal receptor activity
Source: RefSeq, a predicted model, not a curated record
GGUUUUUCAAAGUCAGUGCUUCUUUGUAGGCUUGUUCCUCAUUUCCUUCCUCAUUCUGACAACUCUGCCUGUACAGACAGGACUAGAUGUACUCACGGCCUCCAUUGUGGUUCCUGCAACUCCGUUCUUUAUUCAGCAGCUUUUCAGAUGUCUUUUCAGAAGAACUGCAUCUGGAGCACUAUGACAGCAAACAAUAUAUUUGGGAAAUAUACAGAUGCUAUUGAACUGUUAGCAGAACAGUGGGAAAAUUAUUGGUUGAUUCAGUGGAAAGCUUCAAUAGCAGUAGCAAAAACCAGCUUUGCUCUCUGCUUUCAAGGCCAUGGGCACUCAACCUGUACCUGCCUUUGGAAUGGGAGGACAGCAAACCUCAAGCUUUGGGCUGUCAAGCUUUCCUGUGAGCAGCAGCAGCAGUACCAGUGCCAGCAGUUUCUCCUUUAAAACCGGUUCCAACCUCACAAAUUCAGCAUCAUCUGGGAGCAGCCCUGCUGCUGGGAGUUCUCCUGCUGCUGCAAAUCCUCCUGCAUUUGGGACAGCAUCCUCUCCUAGUGCACCCCAAUCCGUCGGCUUUGGCAGCCCGGCCGCUCCAUCCGCAGCCUCCUUCUCCUUUAAAACAGCUGCCACAGCUGGUGGCUUUGGGACUUCUGGCUUUUCAGGCUUUGGCAGCGCUUCUGCUGUGAACUCUGCAAGCACCACUCCGCUCCCAGCCUUUGGAGCCUUCAGUGCCACCAUAGGCACUUCUGCCUCGCCUUUGAGCGGUGCUUUAUUUGGACAGAGCGCCAGUGCCUCUGGACAUGCUGUCACCUCAGCCUCUGCUGCAGGCAGCAGCUCCAGCCCUGCCUCAGAGAAGUUAUUCACACCCAAGAGCGAGUUAUCAGCUGAAGAGUGGCAACAGUUUGAAGCAAAGGAGUUCACAAUUGGAAAGAUUCCUCUUAAGCCACCACCAUUAGAACUUUUAAAUGCUUUCAACCUUUUAAGUUUUUUCUGAAAUGUUGUUAAUUUUUAUUUCCUUUGUCAAUUCUCUUCUGCAGAAAUAAAUGUACAAGUAUAAACUUUUGAAUGUUAAUUUGGGACAGACUUUUUACAUCUGAGAUAUGAACUGUUGAAACUAAAAUGGAACAUUUCCUUC